Molecule: messenger RNA, 1824 nt
Organism: Plasmodium malariae
Lineage: Eukaryota; Apicomplexa; Aconoidasida; Haemosporida; Plasmodiidae
Gene: ACPS
Product: holo-[acyl-carrier-protein] synthase, putative
Exons: 1
Coding region: 1-1824 (607 amino acids)
Biological process (GO): rRNA processing; fatty acid biosynthetic process
Molecular function (GO): metalloendopeptidase activity; holo-[acyl-carrier-protein] synthase activity; magnesium ion binding
Source: RefSeq, a predicted model, not a curated record
AUGCUUAGAUUUUUAUCAUCUCUUAAAUUAAGUAAUACACGUUUGAAAAUAAUAAAAUUGUUGUUUUUCUAUUUUCUCUCAUUUGAAAAAGAUGAGAUAUUACCUAGUAUACUAGUUGCUUAUUCUUUAGCUAUAAUAAAAACGAACCAUAUUAAUAUGAGUGAUACAAGAGGUCGUACCUUUUCGCUGAGUGAGAUUGUUUGUAUAAAACCAAGAAGAGUAAAUAGUAUAAUGAGAAAAAUAAAAAGUGUGAAGGAUAUAUGUUAUGUUGACAAUUUAUUUGUUCAUCGGAAAAUUUUUGAGCGGAACAAAUAUGCAAUAAAGGAACCUACAAAAAUAAAAAGGAAGAGUUGUAAAAAUGUAAAUUACGUACACAUUUUAUCUAAAAUAUUUAUGGUAAACGAAAACACUGACAGUAUAUAUAAUAGGAUAAUAAAUAGUAACAUAAUAAAUAAAUCCUUAAAUGAUAAUAUUAUGUACAGAAAUAAUUAUGACCAAAAUUUACUCUUAGAAAUCAGUAAUAAUCAGAUAGACAUUCCAAUAGACCUAGCAAGUUUUGAAAAAGAAGUAAGGAAACUUCUAGACAUUUUAAAAUUCAAAAAUUUCCAAUUAAAUAUCACUUUUGUUACUUUAAAGGAAAUGAAAAGUAUUAAUAAAAUGCACAGAAAUAAAAACAAGCCAACGGAUGUUAUAUCUCUUUUGCAUUAUGUUAAAAAUAAUGAAAAUGAGAAUGAUUUAAAUUAUGAAUUAGUGAACAGUGGUAUUACAGACAGAACAUAUUUUAACGCAGGAGAUAUUUAUCUGUGUCCUGAAUAUAUAAAUAGAGAAUGUGUCAUGUCUAAAAUAAAUUAUGAGAGAAAAGUAAUUAACGGAAAAGAGGCAGAGAGCAGCGCAAGUUGUGCUCAAAGUAGCACUACGGAAGAGGUCAAUAGUUAUAACAGCAAUGAGGGAAGCAGUGUUGGUGGAAGCAGCGAUCAUCUAAGCAAUGAUGGUGAACGCAACAAUGAAAGUGAGAAUAAGAAUUAUUAUGACACUGACGAGGAAGAAAAUGGUCGAGGUGUUAACAAACUUUUCCAGAGAAUCUUUUGUGUCAAUGAAAGGCUUCCCUUCUACGUUUUGCAUGCGUUAAUACAUUUAAUGAACAAAGAUCAUGUAAACAGUUUUAAAGAAUAUAACGAAUUUAUGGACAUGGAGGAGCAAAUCAUUGAAAAAUAUUUAAAAUAUCAUCAUUACUCCCAAACCUUUUACUCACAUCACAUUGUUGGUAUUGGUACUGAUAUUUUAAGUGUUAACAGAAUUUACAAAAUUUUAAAAAAAAAAAAUAAAAACUACUUUUUGAAGAAGGUACUAAAUUCUCUAGAGCUUAAGGAGUUUGCGAUAGAAGAGGGAAAAGAACAGAAAAAAAAACGGGAAGAAAAAGGGGGAGAAAAGAUGGAAGAAAAGGGGAAAGAAAAUUGGGAAGAAAAAAAUAUGCGGAUUAAAGAUGGUAUGGAGAAAUUAGCAAUUUAUGUAAGCAAAAAGUUCGCUGCAAAAGAAGCCAUACUUAAGUCUAUUGGAAGAGGCUUAAGUUCAAUAUCUAAAUACGGUUUAAGUAUGAAUGACAUAGAAAUAAAAAAUGACAAAUAUGGAAAACCACACGUAUAUUUAUAUGACAAGGCAAGGAAAAUAGCUAAUGAAAUGGGUAUCGUAAAAAUUUUUUUAUCAAUAAGUGAUGAAAAAAUAACAUGUACUGAUCAUAAUCAUACCAAAUCGCAUGUAACUACUUGCAAUUUUUGCACAUACCUUAUCCAUGCACAAGCACUAGCUGUAGGCUCUAAUGUAUAA